Haliotis rubra (blacklip abalone) is the source of this 474-nucleotide messenger RNA. Its product is annotated as phenazine biosynthesis-like domain-containing protein. The record is from RefSeq and is a predicted model, not a curated record. Gene Ontology annotation, molecular function: isomerase activity. The transcript has 3 exons. The coding region runs from base 169 to 474 and encodes 101 amino acids. NCBI's taxonomy places the organism in Eukaryota, Metazoa, Mollusca, Gastropoda, Lepetellida, Haliotidae. Gene Ontology annotation, cellular component: cytoplasm. Gene Ontology annotation, biological process: biosynthetic process.
AAUAAUCAUAUCUUUAUUUCAGUUGCAACAUUAAAUAAGUUGAUGACACUGAUACUAUCACUGUUUAGAAUGGGACUCCAAGAUGUGGCCCAUCCAGGAUAAAAUAGGUCAGGCCAUAAUGUGUACACACAGCCCAGCCGUCGACAUCCGUUGUGUACAACCCUGAACAUGGCCGGUGUCACCCUCGACCUCUACACAGUCGAUGCCUUCACUGACGUCCCCUUCAAAGGCAACCCGGCUGCCGUCUGUCCCUUGCCGUCCCAAGUUAAUCUAGACGAUGAUGUCCUGCAGAAGAUCGCCAUGGAGAUGAACCUGUCUGAAACUGCAUUUAUCAAACUUUUAGACAAGUCGGACAGUUUCAAGGGAAGUAAUACGUUUGGUUUGAGGUGGUUCACUACAAAAGAAGAAUUCAAAUUGUGCGGCCAUGCUAAAUUGGCAUCAGCAGCUGUUUUGUUUGGAAAAUUGGGUGAGUAA